AGCAUUAUUUAUUCUUAUUCCGGGUCCGGGUAGUUCGUUUGUAAUUUUCGUCUUGUUUGGGUGUUCUUAGUAUGUCGUGGUUUCGUGUUGGGGUAGGGAGUUUUGCGCGAGAUUCGCGUUAAACGCGUUAAAACGCUAAAAAUAAUUAUUGCUUUGUCAACAAAACGAGUUCGUGCGUUUUGGUGCAGCCCCUACGGGGCUUUCGCCUCUUGAUUGGAUAAUAAUUAUGGCCAACUAUUAUCUUAACUCGGAAGCUGAUCUGUAUAAAAAAGAUUUGGAUUCGGAAAUAGACAAUUCAGGAAACGAAGAUUCAGACGAUUCGACAGGCGUAGAGGAAUCCCAGCACUCCAAGGUUAAAAAACCAAUUAACAAGGGGCGAUGGAGCAAGGACGAGGAUAACAAAUUGAAGCAAUAUGUUGAAGAAUACAAUGAGAAAUGGGACCUGAUAUCAGAACAUUUUCCCGACAGGUCGGAUGUUCAGUGUCAACAAAGAUGGACCAAAGUGGUUAAUCCGGAAUUAGUGAAAGGGCCUUGGACCAAAGAGGAAGAUGAAAAAGUUAUUGAGUUAGUCAACAAAUACGGUGCCAAGAAAUGGACGCUCAUAGCCCGCCACCUGAAAGGUAGGAUAGGCAAACAGUGCAGGGAGAGAUGGCACAAUCAUCUAAAUCCGAAAAUAAAGAAAUCCGCAUGGACCGAACAAGAGGACGAAAUCAUUUACCAAGCUCAUCAAGUUUUGGGCAACCAAUGGGCUAGAAUUGCGAAGUUAUUGCCAGGUAGGACGGAUAAUGCAAUUAAAAAUCAUUGGAAUUCUACGAUGAGAAGACGUUACGAAACUGAAAGUCGCGAAAACGGAGACUCUAGACGUGGUAGAAUAAGGAAAAACAUUCGACAGCUCGAUAUAAACAACUGUCUACGGUUAAAACAACUUGCUGGUCAAAUCGGAUCGAUCGACUCUCAGAAAGACAAUCUACACACACUUUACAACAGUGAAGAUUGGAUUGAAAUGUAUGAUCAAGGAAGCAGUCAGUCCAGUAACGGCGGAUUUUCUGCUGGGGCGCCUACUCCCAGUCCAGGUCCCUUAACUCCCACCCCCACCCCAUUUGAUAAAAUGGAUCCAUCCGACACGCAAAUCCCAAAUAAUUUUGGAUACACUAAUCAAUCCUCGCCUGUUAAACUGACUCCAUUGAACGAUGAUAUUGUGUCCGACUUCGAUUUGGGUUUCUACAAUUCACCAAGAAUUAGUCCAUUGAAGAAUACCAACAAACAGUUCAUAAGAACAAUGAUCAGUUCGUCCCACUGCCCCCGAAGCAACUUGGCAUCUGCGAAUAUUGCGCCGCCCACAAGGUCUUCGACACCAUCAAUUUUGAGGAGGGGCGCUAAGUUAAGAAAAGCCAAGGGUACUGAAGAAAAACCUCAAGAGACUUUCAAUUUUGCCUCAGAAUAUGCCGAGGAAUCAGGAACAACUAAUGGCGACAAAAUGGAGAGUCUAAAUUGUGACUUGGAUAGUGCAAAACCCACAAUAUUUAGCCCGGUAAGGGCGCACGGCAAUUCACCUAUCAAGCAGUUGCCAUUCAGCCCUUCACAAUUUUUAAACAGUCCAAAUGUGUCAAAUAUCACAUUUGAUGUUUCUCUGUCUUCAACUCCAGUGAAAAAGCACGUAACUCUCACUCCAAAACAAACUACUCCUGUACAGGAAAGAAGCUAUAGCCCGCUAAGUACGCCGCAUGGGUUAUCUAUGAAACCUGAACCUACAGCAUCUACCUCAGAAGUAAGCACACCUAGUAAGCGAACUUACCAUGAUGAUGGCACCCCACGUACUCCUACUCCAUUCAAAAAGGCUCUUGCGGAUUUAGAAAAAAAAUCUGGACCAAUUACAAAUUUGCCAGAUACCCCUUCAUCUAGAUUAGAGGACAUAACUGAAAUAAUGAAAAAGGAUCAAGAUGGUUCCCAUUAUGAAACAGACACUAGUGUAACUGCCACGAAUGACAGUGGCUACUUAACUGGUAAAAGGAAAGGCGGCGGUUUGGCAGCUGGCAAAGAAAACAUUCUUCCAAAUAAAAAAGUGAGAAAAGCACUCGCUCCAUCGUGGGCUUCCACAUCAAUAUCAUCUCAAGUAUCAUCCGAUAUGUCCUUUGCAGUUGAAACUCCUAGCAAAUCACUUGGAACAGAUUCAUCCAUUCUCUUUUCUACUCCACCAUCAAUUAUAAAAGAUUCUUUAGGAGUAUCAGCUUUGGAUUAUGUAGGACCACAGGGAUUUAAGCCAGAUCCUGAUGCCAGUGCUUCUACUCAACGUAGUGCAGCCGCAAAGCGGAUUACUUUUGAGGAUGCUUACAUUCGAUCGCCAAAGUUGGACAAGCUUUGGGUGAUGGUCGCAUGUGGUAGAACUCAAGAUCAAAUUGAUCUAACAGAAAAAGCCCACCGCUUCUUGAAGAGUAAUGGCUUUAAGCCACGUUCGUUGGACUUCUAAAACUCUUAUGAAAUAUCGUCCUCCCUUUGGCAAAGCAACCGAUUAUUUUAUUGUUCUCGCAUCAAUUUGGAAUUUGCUUCAUUUUCACAAUCGCCACUCUGCCACAGGAGGGAUGAUUUUAUAGUGUAUAUUAUCAUAAAUUAGAAUGUACAUUUAUUAGUAAUUAAUAAUUUUUAUUGGAGAUACUGGUCAAGGAUUGAAUUUUUGGAUAUUUUCAAAGAUUCUAUUUUAAUGAUUGAAUUGAUCCCUCAAAUAUUCUCGCAGUUACUGCUCCAUUAAAUGUGCACAAAAAGAAGUGCAGCCAGUAUCGAGUGAAAAUAUCAGGGACAAAUUAUUUUAUUUAGUAACGCAAAAGCAUUUGCAUAGCUUAUAUACAUUUUCCGUGCUUUUAUGUAUUAUGAUUAUUAUUUGUACAGUUUAUCGUUUUAUUUAAAGAUUGUAUUCAUGUUAUCGUAAAAAUAGAUUUUAAUAGAUUUUACUGUGUGUGUGUACAAUUAAUUUAAUAAAAAAUCAAUUUUUUCAAGUAAAUAGAAAAAGCGGUAGGUUUAGAAUUGGCGUGUCCAAUUAAGUAAGGAAGGAAGGAAGAAAUAAUUUUGUAUUCCAAUAAAUUUCCAAAUUAGAAAUAAUUGUUACAAAUAAAAUAAAUCCAAAGCACUAUAUAUUAAUUUCAGGGAGGUUCACAUGGUCCAUAGAAGUAACCGUAUGAACAGAUUAACAUAUUAAAUGAAUUAAUUUAAUUAAUAAAUAGUUGAUGAAAUCUGGAAGGUUCUUUAACGAAAGGCUUUGUUGUGUUUGAAAGACUUCAAUAUGUUUUAGAUCUACAGAGCACUUGCACUUAAAGAUUAGGGUGCAUAAUAUAAAAUAAAUCUCUUGGUUUGUUCUCGAUAUAAUUCUGAUAACCACCUACCCUGAACCACCCGAUAUAGAAUGAAAAUAUUUGGUAUAUGGAAAAAAUGUUACUCUACAAGGAAAUAGGUUAAAAAAUAAAACCACGCCUUUAAUUAAUGCUAGUCCUUCAUUAUUGUAUUUUAAUUUUACCACAAAUAUGAAAAUUAGUAAAUAGGUAUGUUGAAUAAAAUGUAGAUACAUUAAACUUAUAUAAAGAUUACUUUGUAUUAGAGAAUUUAAAUUGCAAAAGUACAAAAUAUUUCAUAUCAUAAAUAAUAUAUUGUAUAAAACGGCUUGAUGUAGAGACGAUCCCAUAACUUAUCCCCCGCAGAGCACAUGAUACUAUGAUUCAAAAUAAAAUUUAUUCAAUUAUCGGGGCCGUAAAUCUUAUGUGUAAAAUAAAAUUUAACUUAAAUAUUUUAAUUAUCUGAACACUGGUAAAACACAAGCAAAGAAAUGUUUUUUUUUAAUAGAAAGGAUUAUCUUAGUUUCUAGUAUGUCAAGUCGAAACGAUCUCUUUUAUGGGGCAAACAAAUACAAACAAAAUUAUUCACCAUUAAUUAUGAAUAAUGCGCGAAUUUAAUCCUUAAAAUUAUUGAAAUUUUUCGAAAAUUAAGUUUUACAUUCAACCUCCUGUAUCAUUUACGUUUAUAACCACAUUUAUUGAACAAAUAUUAUUUUGGUUUAUAGAAUCACUUGUUGCUCUAUGGCCAAUAAGAUAUGACACCCUAUAUAUAAUUGUAAUUGUAUUGCAUUGUAUUGAAUUGUUUGUGUAUUCAUUUAUAUCUACAAUGUUCAAUAAAGAUUUCAUGAGUUGUUGAGUUGUAAAUUGAGUGAUAGUCAUAGGUGUUCUAACUUCUGUGUCAUCCGGUACUUCUCAGAAGUGCUGCUGCUUUCCUCAACAGGUCGACCAAAAGUUUCUGUGCAAGGUGCAACGAAUAAAAAAAGGGCUAAAUACACUCAAAACCAUUAUUGCCAAGUUAUACUCUUUUUCGCAUGUAGAUGUUUUUAUUUUUUUUAAUUAUGCGUUUAAUUGGGCUCAACUCAAUUUAGGAUAUUCACCCAUCUUCCGGUAUCCGCCGAGGAAAAUUUACUGAUACCAAUUUUUCACGCACACCCAAGGCACCCAGUGGGAAUGGAACCGAAAACCUCCGGCAAGUCGAGUUGGCACGUCCAACGCCGUACCAACCGAACCAUCCUUGGUCCCCAUGUUUUUAAAUAAGAGUUAUCUCUUCUCUAUAAACUCGAAAACAGAAACUAACCAAAUAGUUACUUAUUUGUACACAAUUAAAAUGCAGAAAGCUAACAGCAGCCUGGGUCCACGGUCAAACACA
Molecule: messenger RNA, 4689 nt
Organism: Cylas formicarius (sweet potato weevil)
Lineage: Eukaryota; Metazoa; Arthropoda; Insecta; Coleoptera; Brentidae
Gene: Myb
Product: myb-related protein B
Exons: 12
Coding region: 227-2467 (746 amino acids)
Biological process (GO): regulation of DNA-templated transcription
Cellular component (GO): nucleus
Molecular function (GO): RNA polymerase II cis-regulatory region sequence-specific DNA binding; DNA-binding transcription factor activity, RNA polymerase II-specific
Source: RefSeq, a predicted model, not a curated record